This is a messenger RNA of Apaloderma vittatum (bar-tailed trogon), 1554 nucleotides long. RefSeq names its product phosphatidylinositol glycan anchor biosynthesis, class V (gene PIGV). The record is from RefSeq and is a predicted model, not a curated record. NCBI's taxonomy places the organism in Eukaryota, Metazoa, Chordata, Aves, Trogoniformes, Trogonidae. Gene Ontology annotation, biological process: GPI anchor biosynthetic process. Bases 1 to 1554 code for a protein of 517 amino acids. Gene Ontology annotation, molecular function: GPI mannosyltransferase activity; alpha-1,6-mannosyltransferase activity. Gene Ontology annotation, cellular component: endoplasmic reticulum membrane; mannosyltransferase complex. The transcript is spliced from 3 exons.
AUGGAGCUGGUGAGCGGGCAGGACCCCUGCCUCCGCGAGGUCGUGCGGUUCGCGGUGUUCUGCAGAGCCCUGGCGCUGCUGCUGCAGGCUCUGUUUAACCUCCUGAUCCCAGAUCAUGCCGCGGACGCCUUCUCUCCCCCUCGCCUGUCGGAGCCCAGCCCGUGGGACCUGCUCUUGGAGCAGCUUCUGGGAGGUCUCUCGCGCUGGGACGCCGAGCAUUUCCUCUUCAUCGCCGAGCACGGUUACCUGUACGAGCACAACUGCGCCUUCUUCCCGCUGUACCCCCUGAGCGUGUGGGCCGUGGCCGAGGGUGCUCUCUGGCCCUUGCGGUGGCCGCUGCGUUUGCGGAGCCGCCUCCUGCUGUCGGCCGUGCUGCUCAAUUCUCUCUUUUCCGUCCUGGCAGCCGCCGCUUUGUAUGAGCUGGGCCGGGCCGUGCUGCGAUGUCGCAGGGUGGCUUUCCUUGCCGCCGUUCUCUUCUCCGUCAGCCCUGCCAACGUCUUUCUGGCAGCUGCUUACUCGGAGAGCAUGUUUGCCUGCCUGGCCUUCAGUGCCCUGUGGCAGCUGGAGAAGGGGCAGAGCUGGCUCAGCGGACUGCUCUUCUCCCUCGCUUCUGGGGUGCGUGCCAACGGGCUUCUUAACGCCGGCUUCUUUCUCUACUCCCGCGGUAAACGCUUUGCCCUCCAGCUCCAGGUGGGUCCAGGAUCAGUAAGGGAGCUGCCUCCGUUGUGGAAACGACUCCUCAGCCUGGCAUCUUCAGCGGUUCUGAUGGGCGCUGGGAUAUUUCUACCUUUUGCUUUAUUUCAGUAUUAUUCCUACGUGAGGUUCUGUGCUCCCAGCACCAGCCUGGAGCAGACUGUUCCCAAGCCGCUGCGGCAGCUGGCUCUGGACAAGGGCUAUCGUCUGGUGGCCGCGGACAGGGUUAAACCCCCUUGGUGCUCCCAGCCUUUCCCGCUGGUGUAUUCCUAUAUCCAAGACACUUACUGGAAUGUGGGCUUUCUAAGGUAUUUUGAGCUCAGACAGACACCAAAUUUCUUGCUCGCUUUGCCUGUCGCACUGCUGGGCUCGUGGGCUGCCUGGACGUACAUCAGUGCAAACCCCCGGCAGUGCCUAACUCUUGGUCUAGAGAGAAGAAAGAGUGAAGAAGAGGGUAAGCCAAGAGCUGGAUUUUGCAGCCCCAGUGUCUUCGUGUAUAUGGUCCAUGCCACAGUCCUGCUGGCGUUUGGAUUCUUCUGCAUACACGUGCAGGUGCUGACCAGGUUCCUUGGCUCCUCCUCUCCCAUCCUGUACUGGUUCUCUGCUCACCUGCUUCAGGAAUACGAACCUUUGCUCUGGAGCGAAGGGGCUGAUCGUCAGAUGGCGGCACCUCGCUCUGAGGAGUCUCUUCUAGGUGAAUCCCCUGGUUCCUGUGGGAACGAGACUUGUGAAAACCCCGUCGUAAGGCUGCUGCUGAACUGGAGAUUAAUCACCCCCCUCAGCAAAUGCAUCCUCGGAUUCUUCUUGUCCUACUGGCUGCUGGGGCUGAUGCUGCACUGCAACUUCUUGCCGUGGACUUAG